GAAUCAGAGUGAAACUAGUUUGUAGUACAGUACUACUACUGAUCCAUUUUCUGUUCUUUCCUCAUCUUACCUGACUUCACAUCAUCAUCUCUCUCUCUCAUCCCACUUUGUUUCCCUUUCCCGGAAUCCCGAAAUUUUCCCAGAAAGCUGAUGCCAAUCUUUGGGCAAUUACAUCCUAACCAUUAAAUCUCCUUCUUCCUUCUUCUUCACUCUUUUUCAUCACUAUUCACUGUUAUACCCCAAAUUCAUACUUCAUCCACUCCAAUUUUCGUCGCUAUUUUACCUCUUUCCCAUAAUCACAAUUAUUAUGCUUCUUGUAUAUUCAAUUACCUGACUUCACAUAUAAUCACAAUUAUUAUACUUCGAUUUAGCUUGCAAUUCAGGGUUUUGUAGAUUCUAUUUCUUGAUUUUAUUUUCAUCGAUCAAAAUCACUUUUUUUUUUUAUUGCUUUUGUUUGAGGGUUUGAUUUUUGAGGUUUUCUCAUUAUUAGUAUAGCAUGAAUUUUCGAGUUAUUCAAUUUCAAUUCACUUUUGGAUCUCAAUUUUUGUGCUAAAUCUCGUUGGAUCUAAGAUCAAUUGUUGAUGGGACGCUUGGAAUAGUCAAAAGUUUUUUUUUUGUUUUUGCAAUUGAGUGAUUUUGCAAUUUAGCAAGGAUUAGGAAUUUGGGUUUGUGAUGAUGGAUCAUGUUAUUGGUGGAAAAUUCAAGCUUGGGAGGAAAAUUGGGGGUGGUUCAUUUGGAGAACUUUACUUGGCUGUUAAUGUACAAACUGGAGAGGAAGUUGCUAUCAAGCUAGAGCCUGUGAAGACCAAACAUCCUCAACUUCACUACGAGUCAAAAUUGUACCUGCUUCUUCAAGGGGGAACGGGUAUUCCCCAUUUAAAAUGGUUUGGAGUUGAGGGUGACUAUAAUUGCAUGGCAAUUGACCUCCUUGGACCAAGUCUUGAAGACCUGUUUAACUAUUGCAAUAGGAAAUUCUCUCUGAAAACAGUUCUGAUGCUUGCCGAUCAGCUACUAAACAGAGUUGAGUACAUGCACUCCCGGGGUUUCCUGCACCGUGAUAUAAAGCCUGACAACUUUUUAAUGGGAUUAGGUCGCAAAGCAAAUCAGGUAUACAUAAUUGAUUACGGCCUUGCAAAAAAGUAUCGAGAUCUUCACACACACAAGCAUAUACCAUAUAGGGAAAACAAGAACCUCACUGGAACUGCCCGGUAUGCAAGUGUUAAUACCCAUCUGGGAGUUGAACAAAGCAGAAGAGAUGACCUGGAAUCACUUGGUUAUGUGCUCAUGUACUUUUUGAGAGGAAGCCUCCCUUGGCAAGGCUUGAAAGCUGGCAAUAAAAAACAAAAAUACGACAAGAUAAGUGAAAAGAAGAUGCUUACUCCUAUAGAGGUUUUGUGCAAGUCACAUCCAUUGGAAUUUACAUCAUUCUUCCACUAUUGCCGAUCUUUGCGGUUUGAGGAUAAGCCUGAUUAUUCGUAUCUUAAAAGACUCUUUCGUGACCUAUUCAUCCGAGAAGGCUAUCAGUUUGACUAUGUGUUUGAUUGGACUAUAUUGAAAUAUCCACAAAUUGGAUCCAGCUCCAGAUCCCGGCCAAGUGGAAAACCAGUCAUAAAUCCAGGACAAUCAGGAGAGAGAAUAAUAGAACGGCCUUCAGGUGGACCAGAGAUCCGGGAUAGAUUUUCAGGCGCAGUCGAGGCAUUUGCAAGAAGGAAUGGAUCUGGGACUGGUCUUCACAGUGAUAAUUCCAGGCAUAGGUCUUCGGACGAUAGGCCAUCUUCUAAAGACGUGCAAGCUGAUUCUGAGAGGCCCCGUAGCUCUUCGCGUCAUGGCAGUUCUUCAAAAAGACCUGUCUUAUCAAGCAGCCGUCCUAACUCUUCCGGUGAACCGAGUGAAAGCCGGUCUAGCCGAUUGCUCUUGAGCAGUAGCCGGCUAUCUACUACUCAGAGGACUCAGCCAGGUCUCGAGUCCAAAACAUCAUCAUUUAAUCGUGUUUCUGGGACAAGAGGUGGUCGUGAUGAUACACUCCGGAGUUUUGAACUCCUGUCACUUGGCACAGGAAAAAGGAAAUGAAGAACUAACUCUGAUCAAGCAGAUUUCUUGAGUCAAUGGUCGUGGUUCUGUUCUGAUGCUUUUUCUUCUACCCUCGUUGAUUGCUGUAUAUUUUCCAUCCAAUGUUAGCUCCAUCCAAGGCUAAAAAGCUCAUUGGAAAUUUUUCAUGAAGCUUUGGCAGACUCCUCUUAUAGCUCUUCUGAUGUUCUUCCAUGAAUAUUUCAGCAUGGACCCAUCAACGAAGAGACACCUGCAUUACUUUAGGAUUUGUUAAUAUAUGGCUACUUGUAAUAAUAAAUACUUUCUCUAAUUUUUCUUCUGAAGAAAAGGAAACGAAACUGCAAUUUGCAAAAAUGAUCCGUAAGUUUUGGCACCUUUGUGAUGCAUAUUUCGUAUCUGUGUACUAUGUCUAGUGUACAUUGAUGGAAUGGAACUGUUGACUCCAAUUAUGGACAACAGAAAGAAAAGAGAUUGAUGUGCAUUUUAGCCA
Messenger RNA from Trifolium pratense (red clover), 2539 nucleotides. Its product is annotated as casein kinase 1-like protein 10. Gene Ontology annotation, molecular function: ATP binding; protein serine/threonine kinase activity. NCBI's taxonomy places the organism in Eukaryota, Viridiplantae, Streptophyta, Magnoliopsida, Fabales, Fabaceae. Gene Ontology annotation, cellular component: cytoplasm; nucleus. The record is from RefSeq and is a predicted model, not a curated record. Gene Ontology annotation, biological process: peptidyl-serine phosphorylation; endocytosis; signal transduction. The transcript has 14 exons. The coding region runs from base 673 to 2070 and encodes 465 amino acids.